UUUUGCUUUUCAAACUAUAUUCACAACGACGUUAUUUUGAUUUUCGAAGCUGUAUUUUGAUAAAUACUGUCUGUUCUGUAUUUUGAUGAUUAUAUACGCUGGCUUUUACAAUUUUUGAUCACAAUGAAUUCGACAACUAGCGAUUAUACCGAAAUGAAUAGGACUUCCCUAGAAAAUAAUUUCCAUUAUAGAUGUUCUUUGAGUUCAGUGAAGAAAAAACCCUAUUUGCCAAGGAAAAUUCUCAAAUUGGCCCCACUGAACCUGAAGGAAAUCAAGAAGGAACUUGAAGAAGCCGAUAGAAAUGGUGAUUCUGAAAGCAAAUACAGUUCUGAAAGGGAACCCAAAGAUGUGAAGGAUAGUGCUGAGAAAGUUCUCAAGGAUAUAUCCAACCAUUUACAGGAGAAAUUUGAUGAUAUAUCUGAAAUAAGCAUGGAAAAUGAGAAUAAGACUAGUUUGAGUGUUAUAAUGAAACCUGAUGUAGAAUUGCAGAAAGAAAAUGAAGUGAUUUCUUCUGGAACUUCAACUAGUUCUCAGGAUAAUCAUUGUUCUGAUUCCACUCAUGCUCAUGUAGUAUUCAAAUCCCAGAACAAUGACAGUUUUGACAUGGAUUUUUCAGCUCUAUCUCUCAAAACUCCAGUGAAAGCAGUGGAAAGAACAUGCUCAACUCCAAUAGUUUGCCAAGACAGUGAAACUGCCAAAUUCAAUAAACAAGGAACUGUGAGUGUGAAUCAAAAACUUGGCAUGAAACAAAAAUACCUGGAAAAAUACUCUAUGCCUAAAAAUCAGUUUGUUACUCCCAUAAAUCUCAUGAGGAAAUCAAGUGCUAAAUUCAGCACACCAUAUCUUGAUAACAUGAAAAAUAUAUCAGAAAGUGCUAAGAAAAACAUUGUGUGUUCUAUUCCAAAAACUGUUCCAAAAGAUGAAACUUUCAACAAAAUAGUAGUAAAUAAUAUUGAGUACCUCAUUUUGAGCCUACUAGGUAAAGGAGGUAGCUCAGAAGUAUACCAGUGUUUUUGUUUGGGAAAAAAGCUUCUGGUAGCCAUAAAGAGUGUCAACUUGCAGGAUGAAGCUUCAGCUGAGGGUUAUAUAAAUGAAGUUAAGUUACUGCAACAACUACAGAACUGUGAUAAAAUCAUAACAAUGUAUGAUUUUGAGAUAGUAGAGUCUCAGAAAAAGCUGUACAUGGUCUUGGAAAGAGGUGGUGAUGAUUUGUCCACAAUUUUAAAGAAACUGUCACUGCAAAGUUCCCACCUUCCAUGGUUUACUCUCUUAUUUUACUGGAUGAAUAUGCUACAUGCUGUACAGCAAAUCCAUAGCCAUGGAGUGAUACAUUCAGACUUGAAACCAGCCAAUUUCAUCAAUACAGACAAUGGUCUCAAACUCAUUGAUUUCGGUAUAGCCUCAUCUGUGCAAAAUGAUGAAACAAGUGUGAUAAAAACAAGAUCUGAAGGUUCUUGUAACUACAUCAGCCCUGAGGCUCUCAACUGUGACACCUCAGGUCCGAAUUUCAGGCAGGGGAGGUACAAAGUUCAUUUUAAAUCUGACGUUUGGUCCCUAGGCUGUAUUUUGUACCAGCUGGUGUAUGGAAAAACACCUUUCCAUCAGUUCACCACCCUUUGGUCCAAGCUGGCUUAUAUUCUGGAUCCAAAUCACAAAAUCCAGUACCCUGAUGCAGAUGGGGUGCCUCCUAAAUUUUUGAACACUAUCAGGCAUUGUCUGAGGUAUGAUGUGAAAGCUAGACCUUCUGUGGAACAGCUGAUAGGGGAGUGUGAGCAGAUUUUGCAUAAUCUUUAGUUUAAAUUAGUUCUUUAAUAAUUCAUUGUAUAUAUUGUAUAGUAUUUUAACACACUUUUAUUUUUCUGUAAUAUUCAAAAUGUUUGUAUUGGUGUCAAAUAUUUUUGUAUAUUAUUAAUUUACACAUAAAUUUUUUAAGACUU
Phaedon cochleariae (mustard beetle) is the source of this 1937-nucleotide messenger RNA. NCBI's taxonomy places the organism in Eukaryota, Metazoa, Arthropoda, Insecta, Coleoptera, Chrysomelidae. The record is from the annotation of a GenBank genome assembly.